AUGACUUAUUUUUCUUCUUUUAUUGUUAUUAAGGAAAUGGAAACCAGUGGAGAAGGAACCAAAUUUCAGUGCAAGCUUGUAGGGACAACAGGUGUCCCUAGCCCAGAGGGUGUGGAUAUGUGUGCUGAGGCUUUUAGGAAAUUAAAGGCUCAGGCAAAGAAAAAGUGGCCGCACAAAGAGAGGGUGACACUGACUAUUAGUUUGGAAGGUAUCAAGAUAGAGGAUGAAACUUCUCAAAAAGUGCAGCAUAUGCAUCCUGUCAAGAGAAUAUCAUUUGUCACUCCUGACCCAGAUGAUGAGAAAAUAUUUGGUUAUGUUUGCAGUCAGCCUGAUUCUUCCACUGGAUAUACAUUUUAUGCUCUGAAGUCAGGAAAUGCACAGAUCAUAAUUGAUGCCAUUGUUGAACUUUUUGAAGUAUCAGUAAAUCUUAAACAAAGGGCUGGAUCAGCAAAGAAGCAGGUCCUCAGCAAUUCAUCAAAUGCUACUGAGUGCAGAACCAUUAAUCGAUUCUUUUAA
Messenger RNA from Pocillopora damicornis (cauliflower coral), 516 nucleotides. Its product is annotated as disabled homolog 2-like. NCBI's taxonomy places the organism in Eukaryota, Metazoa, Cnidaria, Anthozoa, Scleractinia, Pocilloporidae. The record is from RefSeq and is a predicted model, not a curated record.